AUGAACAGUUUAUUUUUAGUAUUUCUUAUCACUAUACUGACGAAUGAGGUAUAUCUAGCAAGCUAUAACCAGAAAAAUGAUUAUCAUUAUCAACCUUCAGCAAAAGUUACUCGCGCUGGCAACAUCGUUAAAACGUUUUUUUCAUUUUUUAAAGAUGGUAUUAUAUGGCUUCUCAAUGGCAUAAAAGAUGUCUUCAAGACCUUUGUGUUCUUCGACUGGUGUAAAUUAACAAGUAGUCUUAAAAACAUAUCUGAUGCAUUGGUAAAAGCAAAAGGAGAUCUCGACAAUGGUUUUGAUGAUGUCGAUGAUGAUCAUGAGUGUAACGCGCCUGGUUCCUCUGUUAUUAUGGUUGUACCUAAUGAAGGAAGCUGUAAUGAUUGCUUUUCAGAUUGCAAACCCGGAAAGCAGCGACCGGAUUAUUGCCGCGAUAAAACUGACCCCCAAAAAAUGACUGUUAUUAGUGAUUUAUCACCGACACCGCCGAAUUGGGAUAUAGACGAAAAUGAAGAAUAAGUAACCUCUUACGUUUAAUCACCGC
Messenger RNA from Chrysoperla carnea, 538 nucleotides. RefSeq lists its product as uncharacterized. Lineage: Eukaryota; Metazoa; Arthropoda; Insecta; Neuroptera; Chrysopidae. The coding region runs from base 1 to 513 and encodes 170 amino acids. The transcript is spliced from 4 exons. The record is from RefSeq and is a predicted model, not a curated record.